Molecule: messenger RNA, 914 nt
Organism: Oncorhynchus masou masou (cherry salmon)
Lineage: Eukaryota; Metazoa; Chordata; Actinopteri; Salmoniformes; Salmonidae
Product: elongation factor 1-delta-like
Exons: 5
Coding region: 66-605 (179 amino acids)
Biological process (GO): translational elongation
Cellular component (GO): cytosol; eukaryotic translation elongation factor 1 complex
Molecular function (GO): translation elongation factor activity; guanyl-nucleotide exchange factor activity
Source: RefSeq, a predicted model, not a curated record
UUCCUCUGACCACCGUGUGUGUGUAGUCUUCCUCAGCCAGUGGGGACCAGGAGUUGGUGUCUCGUAUGAAGAGUCUGGAGCUGGAGAACCAGGGACUGCACAAAGUGGUGGAGGAUCUGAGAGCAGCCUUGUUCAAGCUGGAGAACAGAGUCCGGGUUCUGGAGAGGAGCCCAGCUGUUCCCUGUGCCAAGGCGGUGGCUGUUCAGUCUGUGAAGGAGGAGGAUGACGAUGAGAUGGACCUCUUUGGGAGUGAUGAGGAGGAUGAAGAGGCAGAGAGGCUGAAGGAGGAGAGAAUCGCUGCUUACGCUGCCAAGAAGUCUAAGAAACCAACACUCAUCGCCAAGUCCUCUAUCCUGCUCGAUGUCAAACCUUGGGAUGAUGAGACAGACAUGUCUAAGUUGGAGGAGUGUGUGAGGUCUGUUGUAGCUGAUGGUCUGCUGUGGGGUCAGUCCAAGCUGGUUCCCGUGGGUUACGGCAUAAAGAAGCUCCAGAUCGGGUGUGUUGUCGAGGACGACAAGGUGGGGACAGACCUGCUAGAGGAAGAGAUCACCAAGUUUGAGGACUAUGUCCAGAGUGUCGACGUGGCUGCCUUCAACAAGAUCUAAGCCUCUCCUCCCUCCUCUCCUCUCUCCUUCCUCCUCUCCUCUCCUCUCUCCUUCCUCUCCCCUCUCCUCCCUCCCUUUCCUCUCCUCCCUCUCCUCUCUCCCUUUCCUCUCCUCCCUCUCCUCUCUCCUCCCUCUCCUCUCUCCUCUCUCUCCUCUCUCCUUCCUCUCUUCUCUUCUCUCCUUCCUCUCCUCUCUCCUUCCCCUCCUCUCUCCUUCCCCUCCUCUCUCCUUCCCCUCUUCUCUCCUUCCCCUCCUCUCUCCUUCCCCUCCUCUCUCCUUCCCCUCCUCUCCUCUCCCUCCUCCCUCCCU